GGAGCGUCAGUCAAGGCCUCCCGUGCACCGGAAGUCAGCUGCGCCAGAGCCCAUGCGGGUGAGUUCCUGAGCCAUGGUGGGCCCGGCACUGACUCCUUCCCCGGCUGGGGGUGUUGCGCUGGAGAACGCCAACCCGCUCAUUUACCGGCGCCAGGGCGAGCGGCAGGUCACGGCGCGAGAGGAAGACGACGAGCUGCCCGAUGCCAUCGACGACCGCGAGAUCUUCGAUCUCAUUCGGUCCAUCAAUGACCCAGAACAUCCUUUGACUUUGGAAGAGCUGAAUGUCGUGGAGCAAGUUCGUGUCAAAGUGAAUGAUGCAGAAAGUACUGUUUCGGUGGAGUUCACUCCCACCAUUCCUCACUGCAGCAUGGCAACGCUCAUCGGCCUUUCGAUCAAAGUGAAGCUGAUCAGAUCCCUCCCUGAAAGAUUUAAGGUGGAUGUCCACAUAACACCUGGAACCCAUGCCUCCGAACAUGCAGUGAACAAGCAGCUGGCUGACAAAGAGAGAGUUGCAGCUGCCUUGGAAAACGCCCAUUUGCUGGAAGUUGUGAACCAGUGUUUGUCGGGGAGACCCUGAGGUAAAGUCUCCUGCCUGGCUGCCGUUUUGCUUGUCUUGUAUAUAAGAAGCUAUUGUCGUAUGCGUGUACAUGUUUUUAAAAAGUAGUUUUAAUAAAGACAAACCUUUGUCACUG
Messenger RNA from Sphaerodactylus townsendi, 692 nucleotides. RefSeq names its product cytosolic iron-sulfur assembly component 2B (gene CIAO2B). Gene Ontology annotation, cellular component: cytosolic [4Fe-4S] assembly targeting complex. The record is from RefSeq and is a predicted model, not a curated record. The transcript is spliced from 5 exons. Gene Ontology annotation, biological process: iron-sulfur cluster assembly. Bases 74 to 577 code for a protein of 167 amino acids. NCBI's taxonomy places the organism in Eukaryota, Metazoa, Chordata, Lepidosauria, Squamata, Sphaerodactylidae.